Molecule: messenger RNA, 813 nt
Organism: Glarea lozoyensis ATCC 20868
Lineage: Eukaryota; Fungi; Ascomycota; Leotiomycetes; Helotiales; Helotiaceae
Product: alpha/beta-Hydrolase
Exons: 3
Coding region: 1-813 (270 amino acids)
Cellular component (GO): cytoplasm; nucleus
Source: RefSeq, a predicted model, not a curated record
AUGAAAUUCCUCUGCCUCCAUGGAUAUGGAACGAAUAACAAGGUCUUUGAAAUGCAAACCGCUGCUCUACGGUACGAAUUAGGUACCCACCACACCUUUGAAUUUGUCGAAGGAACCGUUCCAGCACCCAUGGAUCCUGGUACGUACAGUCCUCAGCUUUCCACUCAUGAAGCUUCCCCCACCACCCAGACGCCAUUCCCCUCCACACCUGACUUUGAGGCCCACCCCUUUCUUACCACACCUCCACCACCCACACCAACGGCAUUUAACAACAACCUCCAUUUAAUCACCACUAAUUCAUCUUCAGAACUCCAAUCCCUUUUCUCCCCCUCUGAACAAGCAUUCUCAUAUUUCGACACUUUUUCCACUCAAUCCUGUCAAACCGCCCUCCAAAACCUCACCACCUACAUCCAAGUCGAAGGACCUUUCGACGCCAUCCUCGCCUUCUCCGCCGGCGCAACCCUCGCAGCAACCUACCUCGCUCAAUCGCCAAACCAUCCCUUCAAAUGCGCCAUCUUCCUCUCCGGUGUCUCCCCAAUCGAUCCUAUCGUCUUGAAAACAGGCGUCUUUCGGAGUCUAGACCCUGAGACGGAUGGCGAGAUGAUUGUCAUUCCCACGGCCCAUGUGUAUGGGAAGAGAGAUACGAAGUUUCCGGGUAGUAGUGCUAUCCUAGAGAAACUAUGUGUGGGAGAGAAGAAAGCGGUGUUGGUUCAUGAGGGUGGCCACCCGAUUCCGGGGAGUGCGAGUGAGCUUUCGGGGAUGGUUAGGGUGGCGAGGAGAGCGAUUCAUUGGGGUGAUUUGAAGGCUCGUUGA